This is a messenger RNA of Funneliformis caledonium, 903 nucleotides long. NCBI's taxonomy places the organism in Eukaryota, Fungi, Glomeromycota, Glomeromycetes, Glomerales, Glomeraceae. The record is from the annotation of a GenBank genome assembly.
AUGAUAUUAUUGGUCGUACUAGUAACUCUUUUAAUCACAGUUAGUACAGCAAAUCCAAUAUCAUUAAAUAAACGACAAGGUCCUGGCGGCGAAUCUAAAACUCCGCCUGCGCCAUCAGAUGGCAAGGCUCCGUCAGAUGGUAAGGCUCCCGAAACACCACCAUCAGACGGUAAGGCUCCCGAAACACCACCAUCAGACGGUAAGGCUCCCGAUACACCACCAUCAGAUGGAAAGACACCCGAUACACCACCAUCAGAUGGAAAGACACCCGAUACACCACCAUCAGGUGGAAAAACACCCGAGACUCCGCCGUCAGGUGGAAAGACACCCGAGACUCCGCCGUCAGAUGGAAAGACACCCGAGACUCCGCCAUCAGAUGGCAAGACUCCCAACGCACCUCCAUCAGAUGGAAAGACGCCCGAAACACCUCCGUCAAAUGGCAAAACUCCCGACACGCCAUCAGGUGGCAAGUCUCCCGCUCCAGAUGUAACUAUCAACCCAUCUGAUAUAGGAACCCCCACAGCUGGAAAACCCCCAGUUGAUACAACAAUAUUACCAGACGUGACUAUAACUCCAACACCUACAUUCCCUUCAAAAAAUGAUGAUUCAAAAGACAAACACAAGCACAUAACAAGAUUCACAACAUAUAUUACUUCGUACUACUCAGUAAUACCAGGCUCAACCAAACUUAUUACCACAACAAACGAAGCCGGUGAACCCACCACUCUCGCUACGUAUGUUCCUCCAUCAACCGUUUUGGUGGUUCAACAAGUGGUAUCACCAAUUUCGGAAUCGGAAGAUACUGAUGGAAGCGGUAAUAUGUUGAACGUACAAGGUUUAUGGGGAAUUGGAAUGAGCAUAACGGUGGUUUGUUUUAGCAUGUUUUAUAUGGUGCUUGCAUAA